CACUGUUGGCAGUCGAGAACAGGCAACCCCAUGUUUACAGUUUACUAGUGGACAGGAAGAAACAAAUCACAAGAUUGUUACGUCAGGUGGACAACAAUGGUAACAAUGCAUUGCAUCUUGCUGCUAAAUGUGGAAGUCAGAGGCCAUGGCUUACUCCUGGUGCCGCACUACAAAUGCAGUGGGAACUCAAGUGGUACAAGUUUGUCCAAAAUUACAUGCCACCUCGUUCAUGUGUUCGCUACAACAAAGAAGGUCAGAUACCACAGGAUAUCUUCACAACUUCACACAAAGAUCUUCGAACAGAAGGCAGUAAUUGGCUCGUCAAAACCUCCGAAUCAUGCUCUGUGGUUGCUGCGCUCAUUGCAACAGUUGCCUUCGCAACAUCAGCAUCUGUACCGGGCGGGCUCGAUGAUAAUACUGGUUCACCGGUUUUCAAAGACAAGCCGGCAUUCAAUGCCUUCACCAUCUCGUCACUGCUUGCUCUAUGCUUGUCAGUAACUGCCCUGGUCUUCUUUCUAACCAUUAUUACGUCUCGAUACGAAGCGCAUGAUUUUUCCAUCAGCUUGCCCCGGAAACUUUUGCUGGGUUUAACAUCACUCUUCGCAUCCAUAGCUGCCGUGUUAGUCUCAUUCUGUACUGGCCAUAUUUUUCUCCUUGAUCGACACCUCAGACAUGUGGCAUAUCCAUUAUAUGCAGCGACUUGCUUGCCGGUUACCAUUUUUGCUCUUGCCCAGUUGUCCCUCUACUAUGAUCUCAUAAGGGUCAUCUUCAGAAGGGUUCCACAGCGCAGCUACAAGGAAUAUAGACACUAAUUAAGUGGGACUCGAUCAUCUAUUUGGCGCUAUAAAUAAAUUGUGUGUUUUCCAAGUG
Molecule: messenger RNA, 870 nt
Organism: Prunus avium (sweet cherry)
Lineage: Eukaryota; Viridiplantae; Streptophyta; Magnoliopsida; Rosales; Rosaceae
Source: RefSeq, a predicted model, not a curated record